Molecule: messenger RNA, 3183 nt
Organism: Python bivittatus (Burmese python)
Lineage: Eukaryota; Metazoa; Chordata; Lepidosauria; Squamata; Pythonidae
Source: RefSeq, a predicted model, not a curated record
AUGGACCUGAAGGGUCAGGAGGAGGAAUUACAACUUGAGUCCUUCUCAAAAGUUAUUGGAGGAAGAAUGUCUGUACCAGGAUGGCAACCGUGGCAGGUCUCCAUCAAGCUAGGCCGUUCCCAUUUCUGUGGUGGCAGUUUGAUUGGUGAUGAUGUGGUGGUCACUCGUUGUGUUGUGGAUCUUGAUCUAAAAGUUGUGAAGAAUCUGAUUGUGACUGUUGGUGAAUUCAAUCUUGGCAGGAUGGAUGAAGAAGAACAGAACGUCCCAGUCUCUGAAAUUGUUGUCCAUCCUGACUUCAACAGAUCUGAGUAUAUGGAUUUAGGUAUAGCGUUGCUGUAUUUGAAACACCAUGUACCAUAUGGCUAUGAAGUACACCCUAUCUCUCUUCCUCACAAGGAAGAUGUAUUUGAAGCUGGAACACUCUGUGUGGUGAGUGGAUGGAGCAAGGUCUCCGAAGAUGAGUAUAUGAUCCUCACUGGGUCCCUGUCAAAAGUCCUGCAGGAAGUGGAACUUCCCAUCCUUGACAGCAUAACCUGCAGUGAACUGCUGAAAGCUUUAAAUUUGCCCCCGGUAUGGAGGUGGAUGUUGUGUGUCAGCUUUCCACCUGGUGGAAGAGAUGCGUACAAGGUAGAAAAUACACCACAAGUCUGGUGCAUCUGGAACCUAACUGCGUCUGAAGACAAGAUCAUUCUUAUGGAAUUUAUCAAAGUAGACACAGAAGAUCAGAUUGAAUGUGACCAUGACUAUGUUGCUUUCUAUUCAAGCAAGAAGGAAUUAAUUGGUAGGAUCUGUGGUGAUGUCUUACCUUCCCCCUUGCUGAUGUCUGACCGAGCCAUUGUUAUAUUUGUGUCUGAUGGCAACAUUCGUGGCAGAGGCUUUGAAUUCACCUUCAGUGCUCUGCAUCAAGCAUCUGAAGUGGGCUCUGGCUGUGGCAGUGUUGCAAUGCUGGUGGAAGAAGGAAAGAUUGACACGGCUAAUUACCCUGGCUUGUAUCCCAGCAGCACAAAAUGCCACUGGCUCAUUGAAGCCCCAGUGGACCGUGUCAUCAAGUUGGAGCUUGAAGAGUUUGAAGCUGAAAUCAGCCAGGAUUGUAUUUAUGAUGCUGUUGUUGUUUAUGAUGACACUGAAGAAGAGCACCAGCUAGCUGUCCUCCGUGGUUUCUCAAUUCCUUUUCCUGUGUGGAGCCCUGGGAACAUCAUGCUGAUCCAUUUUGAGAGUGAUAAGGAAAAUAACUUCGGAGAAUUCAAGGCCAAGUUUGCUUUUUUCUCUUCAGCAUCAUUUAAAACUGAAUAUGCAGGAUUGCUUUCUGUAGCUGCAUCUGAACCAAAGGAUGUCCCAUGGGCAUUUGGUUCCUCUUCCCCUCCUCCUGCUGCAAAUAUUUGUGGUUCUCCCCACUUUGGUCCCUUGAGGCUGUCAACACAUAUCAUUGGGGGAGAAGAAGCCUGUCCCCGUCAUGUGAGUUUAUAACACUUUCUGGGUGAUUAUAAGUGUGGAGGUGCCAUUGUCAACCCAACUUGGGUGCUCACAGCAGCUCACUGUGUAAAGAUAACAAAUAAUCCAUCAUAUUGGACUGUUGUUGCUGGGAACCAUGACAGGAUACUGAAAGAAGCCUCUGAGCAGAGGAGAACAGUCAACUGCAUUACAGCGCACCAAGCCUUUGCUGCUGCAAGUUUUGAUUCCGAUAUUGCCCUUGUUCAGCUCAAACGGCUCUUCUAUAGUGCAGCGGUGAGGCCAGUGUGCUUGCCAAGUUACAUGGAGCUGUUACCAUCCUUUGUGCUUUGUACUGUGACUGGCUGGGCAGGUUUCCAAGAAGUUGGAGGCCUUGCUAGCCGUCUACAGCAGAUGGAUGUUCCCUUGGUGACAAAUGAUCUCUGUGAGCAAAAGUACUACUUUAAUCACCCUGGAGGGAUCACGCCUAGGAUGCUCUGUGCUGGUUUUGCAUCUUUGGGAGGUCACGAUCCCUGCCAGGGGGAUUCAGGCCUGCUGGUUUGCCAAAAUGAAAUCAAGCCAUUUAUGCUCCAUGGAAUUGCUAGCUGGGGCGUUAGCUGUGCCCAGUCCAAGAGACCAGGGGUUUAUACAAGAGUGAGUGCCUUUUUUGACUGGAUUAUAUCUGUAAUAAAAGAGAAGGGACCAGUGGAGACGCCAGUCAGUAACACUGGCCUUGAAACCUCAAUACAGUCAUUGGAGUCACCGGUCAACGCUUCAGCGGUAAACUAUGUCCAUCAGCCUGAUCUUACCUUCCUGAGCCCAGGUCCGGUGGUGAAAGUGGAAUUCCAUUCCACUCUUCAUGGUGCUUUUGCUAUGACUUAUAAGGUCCUUAGACUUCAAGGGUCAAAGAGAGGAAGUGGCAUGAAAGAAUCCAGUGACUCGAGCCAGCAGUUGUCCUCCUGCAGAGAUGUGAAUCUUACAGCCCGGGAAGGAAUAAUUCAAACUCCGGGUUUCCCUAAUGGCUAUUCCAGUGCCACCAGUUGCCGCUGGAGGAUUGUUGCCCCAUUAAAUGCCAUAAUUUGACUGGAUUUCUUGGACUUUGUGGUUGAGAAUUUCCUUCCCAAAUGUCAUGGCGGACUUAUACUUUAUGAAGGAUCUGGACCCACAAGAGAGAUGCUUGGUAACUUCUGUAAUGAUACACCACGUUAUCCAUUAAAGUCACACACCUGCAUGAUGAUGCUGAACUUCACUUCUGGCACAGUUACAAAUAUGAAAGGUUUUGCUGUUGCCUAGAAAAGCCAAGAAAUACAGUCCAGUCCUGUACAAGAUAGAGCAAGAGAUAUUCAAAAAGGAUGUCCAAUCUUGGAUUUGGUCCCAGUUGGGGUCACAGAAAUAGUUUCUCCAAAUUAUCCAAACAUUUAUCCCAAUUUAUUAAGCUGCACUUGGACAAUCUAUUCUGCUUCAGGAAGCAAACUGAAAAGUAUGUUAAGAGAUUUUGUUAUCGAGGACGCUAAAGAUGACAUUUAGGACUCCCUGAGCUUUUAUGAUGGACCAGAUCAACGUUCACAAUUGCUUGGAACACUGUGUGGCCACAAAAGGGACCUUCAGCUGUUUUCGAGCAGCAGCUAUUUGACAGUGCGUUUCAGAACAGAUGGCUCAGUUGGGGCCAGGGGCUUCAAGAUCAGUUUUGAAGAGAUGAAUCAAGGACCAGUUCAGAGAAGCAAGAAUGGAAUUGAACUCAACAGUCCAUGUUAA